AAACAAUAAGAUUAUAAUAAGGAAGAACAAGUUGGAGAGGAUCUCUCCUUAACUCUCGAUCCAAAAUCUGGUAUUUCCUCGUAACGCCAAACUCCUACCACAACGCAAUGCUCCAGUUGAGGACGGAGGAUUCAUAACCUUUUUUAUCGUUAAAAUGGACAUAUCAUCUUUAUUUUCGGGAGCUUUCACGUGUAUUAGAAUCAACAUGAUCAAGAUUCUGGUUGCUAUGGUAAUUAUUUCAUAUUUAGCGGUAAACUCUGAUGCCAAGCCGGUUAGAGAUGCGCAGGACGCCAAGAUGUAUUUAUUGAACUACGGUUACCUUAAACAAAGCGACAUGGCGAAAGGAGAACUGUCGACAGAAGAUGACAUGGUCAAAGCUUUAAAACAAUUCCAAUACAUGGCAAACAUUGAGGAAUCAGGGAAACUUGACAACGACACGAUUCGCAUGAUGACGAUGCCGCGAUGUGGAAUGCCGGACAUGGUUGGCACCGGCUCGCAUGAUGUUCGAAAGAAGAGGUUCACCCUCUCCCAGCUCAAGUGGCCUUAUACCGACCUCACGUACCGGAUCGAUGGGACCACGCCCGACCUCCCCGCCGCACUCGUCAACCAGAUCAUGGCCCAAGCUCUCAAGGCUUGGUCAGAUGUUUCUUCGUUGACCUUCGCUCAGGUGGCCGCCAAUCAGCCAGCCGACAUCCUGAUCGAUUUCUUCGAAGCCGAGCACGGUGACGGUAACCCUUUCGACGGACCUGGUGCUGUACUCGCCCAUGCUUACUUCCCGAACCCCAACCCCAUCGCCGGCGAUGCGCACUUCGAUGACGCCGAGACCUACACAGAUGGGACUCCACAAGGUAUAAACCUCUUUCAGGUAGCAGCGCAUGAGUUUGGCCAUAGUCUUGGGUUGGGCCACUCAACCAUCGAUGCGGCUUUGAUGGCGCCCUUUUACCAGGGCUACGUACCAGAUUUCGAACUCCAUCCCGACGAUGUAGCUGGUAUCCAGGCACAUUAUGGACCAAACACAAAUCAAGGCGGCGGCGAUGGUACUGAUGAAGGUCCGCCGACCCCUCCGGCCUCUGGGGACUGCAUCUCACAAUUCACUGCUACAACGCAGACCGCAGACGGCGGUUUCUAUCUUAUCAAUGCAACCCAUGCUUUCCGGAUCGGGCCGAACGGACUCGAAAACGGCUAUCCGAAGACAAUAGCAACCGAAUUCCCCGGAUUACCCGACAACAUCGAUGCAGGUCUGUACUUUCCGGAUAACAGCAAGACGUAUUUUUUUAAGGGCGGUGACUUUUAUCAGUUUUCUAGUCAGACGAUGGAUGAUGGGUAUCCGCAAGCCAUAGCUACGGCGUUCCCCGGGUUACCGGAUAACCUGGACUCGGCUUUCAUCUGGACCGGUAACGGAAGAGUUUACUUCACCAAAGAUGACCAAUACUACCGCUUCUCCCCUGGGGUUGGCGUGGACGACGGUUACCCACGACCCCUCUCGCUCUGGACCAACUUACCGCCGACGCUCGACGCCGCUAUGCAGCACGCCAACGGCUUCACCUAUUUCUUCUCCGGCGACUUCUAUUACCGCUUCAAUGACGACGAAUUCAAAGUUGACGCCGGUUACCCCCGCGUUACGUCGGUGGGUUGGCUUGGGUGCGCCGCGGCUAUUGGUAGCGGUAACGGCACUGCGUCGCCGCCCGACGGCGGUAAUAGCGGCGUAAGAUUGACGUCGGCGACAUUUUCUUCCUUACUCACACUUAUACUGAUAAUCUGCUCAUUGUGUCUUUAAAAUUUAUGUAUCCAUUUUUUAAAAUAAACAAUUAUUUUUUGCAUUUUUUUAAGUUAUACCCUUCUCCCCCAUUGGUUUUUCUAUUAUUAUUUAUCUAUCUAUUUAUUGGGGGUGUAAAAGCAUGGACGUGGUAUUCAGCAUGGAAGCUUUUCAUGUAUUGAUUUUAAGAGUGAUCUUCAGUGCUAAAAGUUAUAAGCUACGGAAAUCCUUGCAUUUGAUUGGCUGGGAGCAAAUUUGUCAGUGAAAAUCACUGAAAUGAUGCUGAAUGAAACGCCCUUUCGAGAAUUUCAAUAGCUAAAAUAAAAUAAAACACAUUGCCCUCAUAAGAAAAUCCAAAAAUAUUGCAUUUUCUUGUAUAAGUUACUAGUGAUUUUCAUUGAUUGGAGACUGUAAUUAUUUUAGCAAUUAUAUAAUUUUAUAUUUUUACCUGAAAUUUUAUUUUGUAUUGUGAAAUGAUUUUUUUUCAUUUUAUAAACCAAUUUAUUACAAUUUUCAGUUAACAUUUGAUGAUAAAUUCCUUUGAUAUCAGAUAUCUUAGUCUUCUUGUAAAAAAAAUGUAUUCCUGUUCCUAAUUUGAAGCAUAUUACACAAAAUCCAACUUAGGCCUAUGUAAAUUUUUGUAUUAUGAAAAUAAUAACGAAUCGAUCAUUGUAUUAUUUGCAAUAUUUCUCGAACAAUUGACGAUCGAGUUACUACCGCCUUGUUAAAGGACAAGUCCACCCCAACAAAAAGUUGAUUUGAAUAAAAAGAGAAAAAUCCAACAAACAUAACACUGAAAAUUUCAUCAAAAUCGGAUGAAAAAUAGCAAAGUUAUGAUACUUCAAAUUUUCGCUUAAUUUCACAAAACAGUUAUAUGCACAUCGUGGUCGGUAUGCAAAUGAGGGAACUGAUGACAUCACUCACUCACUAUUUCUUUUGUAUUUUAUUAUAUGAAAUAUGAAAAAUUUUGAUUUUCUCAUCAUUGUCAUGUGAAAUGAAGUGUCAUUCCUCCCUGAACACGUGGAAUUCCAUUAUUUUAACAUUUUGUGCUUCAGGCAAGGAGGUCCUAAUCAUCAAAUUCGUAAAAAUUGAAAUAUUGUAUAAUUCAAGCAAUAAAAAACAAAAGAAAUAAUGAGUGAGUGACAUCAUCGACUCUCUCAUUUGGAUGUAACUGGCUCGUUCAUUUAACUAUUUUGUUAAAAAUAAGCGAAUUAACUUUGAAACGUCAUAACUUUCUUAUUUUACAUCCGAUUUUGAUGAAAUUUUCAGCAUUGUGCUUGUCUGAUUUUUCUCUAUUGAUUCAAAUCAACAUUUUUCUGAGGUGGACUUGACCUUUAAUAACCUCAAACAACUGUUAGAAGAGCUGUAAUGAUAGGCCAACGUUAUUUCUUUUACAUGCUGGCAUGUGAAAGUUAGAAUGACUCAGUUUCAUCAUUUUUAAUUCAUUUUUCUAAGUUUGCAUUAAUGCUUUUGGAUCGCCAUUAUAAUUAUCUGACCAAGCACCUCAAAACCAACAAUCAGUCGCCAGUGAGUUCUCUGUAAAUAGCCGAAAUAGAAAUCUAGUCUUUAAAGUUCUCUGUACAUAGCCGAAAUAGUAAUCUAGUCUUUAAAAAGCCAAAAUUUGACCCCAAAAAUGUCAUAAUUUGAAGUUGUAAAGUUGAAUAAAAGACAAUAUUUAUUUAUCAUUUUUGUAGACUGCUUUGGAGUUUCACAGAGAUUGCAUAGUGUGCACGUCUCAGAGUGAAUCCAAAACUUCAAACCCUGUUUUUCUCGAUACCUUUUGAAGCUCUCACCGAAUUUCUUGUGAAUGUAAUCAAGCUAUUGUGAGGGUUAUUGUUGAUCAAUUUUGACAAGUUAUAUAUCAAAAGCUUAAGAUAUGCUUUUCCAAGGUCAAUGAAAAUCUUUAAAUUCGUUCAUGGAACUUGUUGAUUAUGGGGUGGCUGGUCCAAUAAAUUGUUACUCAUAUAUUUGUUAUCCGAUAAUCAUUUUCCUCUCUUUUUUUUCACAAAGUAAUAGAGCCCUGCAUGUCUUCAUCUAAAUCAAAGUUUUAAGAACUUCAAUAACAAAUUCAAUUUUAAUUAUGAUUUACAGAGUGACUAAGAAUUUAAGAGGCCUCGUCAAAAUCUACAUUAACGGCUUCGCAUCUGUUAUUUAUAUAUAUAUUUUUAAAUUAGGGGCGAUGGUACUGGGGGCCGGUGGGGUUUGCGUUUUUUUUCUGAAAUCGUGUAUAAAAAUGAAAAAGUUUCCAUUUGAUUGGGAUUUUUCGCAUGAUCACCCCCAUUCCUCCCCCCACCUUUAAAACCGUUUUGCGGCCCCUAUAUAUAUUUUGUGUGUGUUGGUGGAGGGUUUAUACACUGUUAAUAAAACCCUGAUUUUACAGGGGAAAAAAGAAGAUUUUGCAGAAAAAAAUCAGAAUCAUUCUGUAAAUUCAUAAAACAGGAAAUUUUCUGCAAUUUAAUAGAACAGGUCUGUUUAAAAAAGGGGAAAAGGGUGUUUAUUAAAGGAAAUUUGUAAGGUUCCAUACACCAAAUACCAAUUUCCUGUAAGAUUACGCAAUCUGGUAAGAUAAGGUGUUAUCGAGACUCUGCUGCAGGAACUUCUUUUAUUUUAAGGAUAAAUUUUCUAACAGUGUAUCUGCUUAUAUGACUCUUUUUUCAAGUUGAUUGUCCGUCAGAUAUGAUAUUAGUUGGAGAAUUGUUGAUGUUUAUGUAGCUUUAUAUAAGCCUCCAUGUGGAGGAAGAAGAAUAUAAAUAAAGACGAUAUUUUCGAUGACAUGGAAAUCAA
Lytechinus pictus (painted urchin) is the source of this 4540-nucleotide messenger RNA. Its product is annotated as matrix metalloproteinase-2-like. The record is from RefSeq and is a predicted model, not a curated record. The transcript has 9 exons. NCBI's taxonomy places the organism in Eukaryota, Metazoa, Echinodermata, Echinoidea, Temnopleuroida, Toxopneustidae. Gene Ontology annotation, biological process: collagen catabolic process; extracellular matrix organization; proteolysis. Gene Ontology annotation, cellular component: extracellular matrix. Gene Ontology annotation, molecular function: zinc ion binding; metalloendopeptidase activity. Bases 155 to 1777 code for a protein of 540 amino acids.